AUUAAACAAACACUGGAAAUCGAAAUGUCCUACCCUCCGGCCUUCCACACACCGCGGCUCUCCUUCGUCCCGAUCAACGCGGAUGCCCAUGCCGAGAGCAUCUUUGAGUGUCGGGGUCGCGCAGACGUGAUGAAAUACAGCAUCAACCACGCCCCCGACCCCUCCGUCGCCGUCACGCACGCCUGGGCCUCGAAAUACAACCACUUCGACGACCAGACGCCUAUUGACCCCGAGAACGUCUCUCCAAUUGGAUACGUGAUUUCAGAGCUCCCAGCCUCGUCCUCACCCUCAAACGGAACUACAAACGGAACCGUAAACGGCACCAUCACCAACAGCACACCCACCAUCGACACCACCCCAACCUCUCAAAACCAAGAAGGACAGGCUCGAAUCAUCGGCACAACCGGCCUCCGCCUCUCCUCCUCCCCUCUCCCCAACGCCUCGCCGUCCAUCAAACGCUGGGAGAUCGGCUACGGGUUCCACCCCGACGCCUGGGGCCGCGGACUCGCGACGGAGACGGUGCGGGGAUGGAUUCGCAUGGUCAGCGAGAAGGGGUUGGUGGAUGGAGUGCCGGGUUUGAACUGUAAGCCAGGAACUGGGAAUGGGGGUGUAGAGAUCAAACGGGCUCUGGCUGCUUGUACGGACGCGCGCAAUGGGGCUAGUAUGCGGGUGCUGGAGAAGUGUGGGUUUGUGUUGGCGGGGGAGUUUUUGGAUGAGCAGGGGAGGAGGAAUUUUGAGUUUGAAUUUGCUUUUUGA
Messenger RNA from Aspergillus steynii IBT 23096, 756 nucleotides. Its product is annotated as GNAT family N-acetyltransferase. The record is from RefSeq and is a predicted model, not a curated record. The transcript is spliced from 2 exons. NCBI's taxonomy places the organism in Eukaryota, Fungi, Ascomycota, Eurotiomycetes, Eurotiales, Aspergillaceae. The coding region runs from base 25 to 756 and encodes 243 amino acids. Gene Ontology annotation, molecular function: acyltransferase activity, transferring groups other than amino-acyl groups.